AUGAGCAACAGAUUAUUUAGAUUAGAUGCUGGCUUCCAGCAAUAUGAUUGGGGAAAAAUUGGAUCGUCUUCGGCGGUGGCCCAAUUCGCGUCUCAUUCAGACCCAUCUGUCGCUAUCGAAGAAGAUAAACCUUACGCAGAACUCUGGAUGGGUACUCAUCACAAGGUUCCGUCACUGAAUCACGACACCAAACAAAACUUGCGCGAUCUGAUCGCAGCCGAGCCUGCGAAAAUGCUGGGUCAAGGGAAUGUUGAGAAGUUUGGAUCCGCAAAUGAAUUGCCAUUCCUUUUCAAGGUCCUUUCUAUCGAGAAGGUUUUGUCCAUCCAGGCCCAUCCAGACAAGGAACUCGCUAAAAAGCUACACAUGAAUGAUCCUAGCAACUAUCCCGAUGACAACCAUAAGCCUGAAAUGGCUAUUGCUGUGACGGACUUCGAGGGUUUCUGUGGAUUCAAACCGCUUGAAGAAAUUGCCGAUGAAUUGAAACGUAUCCCGGAGCUUAGAAACAUUGUCGGCGAAGAGGUUAGCAAUCAAUUUGUGGAAAAUUAUCGCGCUUCUGCCGUUGCUGGAUCCGCUGAAGACGCCGAGAACAGGAAGCUUCUUCAGAGUGUGUUUAGCAAGGUUAUGCAUGCUACUCAGGAGGAAAUUACAGCAAACUCAAGAUCGUUGAUUAAAAGAGCUAGCGACUCUCCUUCGGACUUUAACAAAAAAGAACUCCCCGAUCUGCUCAUUAGAUUGAAUAAGCAAUUUCCAGAUGAUGUUGGCCUAUUUUGCGGCGGUUUGCUAUUGAAUCAUUGUUCCUUGAAAGCUGGAGAGGCCAUAUUCCUCAGAGCAAAAGACCCUCAUGCCUACAUCAGUGGGGAUAUCAUCGAGUGUAUGGCUGCUUCUGACAAUGUUGUUAGGGCUGGAUUUACUCCCAAAUUCAAAGAUGUGACAAACCUUGUUGAUAUGCUAACGUAUGCUUAUGAUUCAGUUGAAGACCAAAAAAUGAAGUUAGAGGAAUUCCCCAGAUCAUCUGGUGACGGCAAAACUGUGCUUUACAACCCUCCUAUCGAGGAAUUUGCAGUGCUUGAAACAACGUUUAAGUCUGGCCCCGGAGUCAGACGUUUCGAAGGUUUGCAAGGUCCUAGCAUCUUGAUUACAACUAAGGGCAAUGGUUUCAUAAAGAGUGGCGAAACCAAGUUAAAGUCCGAGUCUGGUUAUGUCUUUUUCAUUGCGCCUGAAACCGAGGUUCAAGUUAUCGCAGAGGAUACUGAUUUUACCACCUACAGAGCUUUUGUUGAACCAAACUAA
Molecule: messenger RNA, 1290 nt
Organism: Lachancea thermotolerans CBS 6340
Lineage: Eukaryota; Fungi; Ascomycota; Saccharomycetes; Saccharomycetales; Saccharomycetaceae
Gene: PMI40
Product: mannose-6-phosphate isomerase PMI40
Exons: 2
Coding region: 1-1290 (429 amino acids)
Biological process (GO): carbohydrate metabolic process; GDP-mannose biosynthetic process
Cellular component (GO): cytosol
Molecular function (GO): mannose-6-phosphate isomerase activity; zinc ion binding
Source: RefSeq, a predicted model, not a curated record